This is a messenger RNA of Salvia splendens (bonfire salvia), 894 nucleotides long. RefSeq lists its product as uncharacterized. The transcript is spliced from 2 exons. The coding region runs from base 75 to 377 and encodes 100 amino acids. The record is from RefSeq and is a predicted model, not a curated record. NCBI's taxonomy places the organism in Eukaryota, Viridiplantae, Streptophyta, Magnoliopsida, Lamiales, Lamiaceae.
UAUUCUGUCUCUAAUCUCUCAGAUAAAUUGGUUGUUCAUGUUUGGUUUAAAAUUAGAUUUGUUGUUUGUGCAGAAUGGAUGGGAAGGGAAAACCGCCCGUAUCUCCAAGGCCAAUGAGGGCAGACAGCGUUGCGGAGACGAUGCGCUCUAAUCGGACAGAGCGAGGUGAUUACCCGGAGCGCAGAGGCAUUGGAAAGCGUGCGCGAAUGGUCGUAUAUCCUUUACGGGCCGAGAUGGAAGGUGUUCAUCCGCUGGUUCAACCACACCAGCGGCCGUUUGAAAUGGAUGGGAAGGGAAAACCGCCCGUAUCUCCAAGGCCAAUGAAGGCAGACAGCGUUGCGGAGACGAUGCGCUCUAAUCGGCGUUGGCCAUAUUAAUUUCUUUACGGAGUUAGUGAGGAAAACGUAUAAGGUGAAGGAAAAGUGGUCCCAUGAAUAUGAUAAGAAUCUGUGUUAAUCAAGUAUCAAUCUAGCCUAUCCAACAGGCCCAAACCCCUACCCAAGGUUCCCAAUUUGGAUUCAUUGGAUAACUGGGCUUGUAUGUUCGCAAUCGCGGUCAAGCUUGUGUUCCAGGUGCAGGGCUUCUGGUCUUAUGAUUAUACUAAUGAUCUUGUUCAAUUAGCUUUAAUCAAGCUUCGAUCCAAUAAACCAGUUAAGCCACUUGCUCUUCAUAACCCAGUUGCUGGUGAUAAGCCAGUUGCUGAUGAUGUUGGUGAUAAGCCAGUUGCUGGGACUGCUAGCCCCCCUUCAAGAAACUCAAGGGAUCUCUGAAUAGUAAACUGGCAAUGUUAUGUUAUUAGGAUAUUUUGAGCAGUUUAGAGUUAGAUUUUUUAUUUGAUAAGUUAUAUGACAAAAUUGUUGGUUUUUAUUGCAAUGGAAAGGAGCAUGAACCAUG